GUGGUUGGCCCCGCCUUGCCACUAUUCCCCUUCUAAAAUCUGUGGCAGUGGUGGGAUGCUCGGCUCUUGUCCUGUGGCUAAGGAGCCCUGGAGCAUCCCAGGGCCUCCUUUCAGACUGAGGUGGCUCUAUAGUCUCACUGCUUGAGGUCAGUGCCCUGCCACCACCUGCCUUCAGGGCCACUCUCAGCCUCGGCUGCCCUGCCCAGCUGUGGCUUCCCAGGGCACCCCACUGCUCAUGCCACGUAUGGGUCCAUCCUGAGAGGGCAAUGGGGACUGGCCAAAGGGCCCAGGGAUCACCCUUCCCUUCACCUUUGUUCUCCCAACCCCCAUGUCAGGCUGGUGUGAAAAGCCAAGACCAGGCUGUCCAAAGCUGUCUUUUUGUACUUAACAGUCCUGAGGCCCGUGACCUCACAGUGGCCCAACUCUGGUCUUCGUUAUAUUCUAAAGUAGAGUCUGUCCCCUCUCCCUGUCAUCCCUCACCUGUCACCCACUGGACUGUCUUUCAGAAACUCCUAGUGGCCUUGCUGCCUGCCCUAAUUCCUGGAAAUGUGAUCCUGGGGAGAACUCCCUGCAUUUCUGCAGCAUAGGAGAAGUUAGAGAGAGGAACUGAGAGGAGGGAACUGUAACCUAGACACCUAGAGAAGAGGAUGUGACUUAGUCUCCUACGUCUAAAUUAGGAAUACAAAUCUGGUUUUUCUACAAAAAACUUGACAUUAUAGCUAACUGUGUUCCUGUUGCCUCCUGCAAACCCAGUUCCAUCCCCUGCCCUCCCUGGCUGUAUCACUAGCCCUCCCACCCUCCUGAUCACAUGAAUCACAAACCUCAGACACACAGCUCUUGUCCACGCAUGAUAUGUUCAUGCAGUGGAUCACCUGGCCCUGAUCUUUCUGCCUCCACAGGUGAUUGCACAACCCUGAGAGCGAGUACCUCCUUAGAUUUUGCAUCUUACGUGCCUCACGUGACUCCCACCCUGGUUCUAGUCCUGCCACCGCCUAGCUCCAUUUGCCCCAUCAGUGACCAAGUGAAUAUAUUGAAAUAGCCUCUUUUGCUGCUAGAGCUGUGCUGAGCCACCCUGCCUCUUCCCCAGGAAGAGCCCUCCCCUCCUUUUAGGCCAGCUCUCUGGACCUUGUGUUCCAAGCCUGGCUUGGCUGUGAGUUCCUGCAGACAAUGGGGUAAGUGCUCUUGGCGUAUCCCUCUGGUGGGUGGGGCACAUGUGACUAAACUGAAUCUUGGAGCUCCCCAAAGGGAGCUUCUGUAAAGGAGGGUUCUUCAGGACUUCUUGGGAGCCAAGCGGGAGCAGUCUAGAACUACUAGAGAAACUAUACCUGCAUCUCUGGCCAGAGGGGCUAGGAUGAGGGAAAUAAGUGUUUAUGGGCACAAAGAGUGGGUAUGGGGUGAUGCUGCUAACCUUGGGGCUAGUAGUUGUGGGGAAUGGGGUGCCCGAGAGAGGCCAGGGUACAGAUGGGCUGGUGUGGCAGAGCCUGAAAUGGUCAAAAUGAUCCAGUUUGGGGUCCCCAGUGCCUAGCAAAGUUGUUGCCUUGAAUAUCAGUGCAAAUGUGGAAGAAGCAGAUGCCUCUGAAGUGUGGAGGCAGAUACUAGAAUCCUCACUCUUGGCUGCGUCAGAAAAAUUGGUCAGUAAGAGACUCUUACUAGUUCACACCCUAGGUAACCCUGGGGAGUAGGGAACCUGGGAGUUAAUAGGGAGGUUUCUGGUCACUGUGAGCUUCGGCUCAAGAAUAGGUGUUACUUGGCUCAGUGCCUACUCUGACCAGUUACUAGAAUAAUAGUGAAAGUGAAAUAGAGGGUGGGGACAGUACUUUCCCAGAAGGAUUUCACCGCAUCUCAUCCUUCCCAGAACCUGCUCUGGUGGUAGACAGAGCAUUGUGUCCCUAUGUCACUAGAGAAGAGGAUGUUGUCAUGGAUAAAUAGAGACAAGCUCACCAGUUCCUGACACAUGCAUCAUGACCAUGAGACAGAGCUGGACACCAGCUCCCAGUCCUUUGUGGGUCCUGCUCCUGUGUGCCUGUGUCAUCACUCUCCUGGUCAGAGCCACACCUGUACCUCAGACCAUCACAGCUGCCACUGCCUCAGUUGGAAGCAUAAAGGACCCCUGCCCCUCCCGGCCCCCAGAGCACUCAGCAGCUGAGCGGUGCCCAGCAUUGGAGGUGACGUGGCCAGAGGUGGAAGUGCCACUGAAUGGAACGCUGACCUUGUCCUGUACUGCCUGUAGCCGCUUCCCACAUUUCAGCAUCCUCUACUGGCUUGGAAAUGGUUCCUUCAUCGAGCACCUCUCAGGCCGGCUGCGAGAGGGCAGCACCAGGCGGGAGCAUGGGAGCAUGAGCACGAGGCUGUGGAAGGCCUUGGUGCUGGAGGAGCUGAGCCCUGCCCUGCGUAGCAGCAACUUCUCCUGCGUGUUUGUAGACCCUGACCAGGUUGCCCGGCAUCACAUCGUCCUGGCCCAGCUCUGGGCUGCGCCAAGGACAAUCUUGCCCCCCACUCAGGAAGCCCUGCCCUCCAGCCACAGCACAGGGCCAGCGACAGCUCAACCCUGACCAGCACCUGGCUACCACCUGCCUGGAGGGUGAACAGAUCCUGGCGGCUAGUCCCCCUAGCCCAGCCCUCCUCCUCUGCUUUGGUUCUCUCUUCUCACCAAACUCCCCAUCUGCCUAGAAAAAUCCUAAUAACCUCUGUAAGGCUUCCUCCUGCCUGCCAUUCUUUCCACUCACCCAUUAACUUUUCUAACUUCCUACCCUACUCCUCACUCUCUCUGCUGCUCAGAAACCACCAAGACCUUGAGUGCCUUAGCCUCAUGCUCAGGGCCACGCCUACGUUUCCAACAUGACUCUGCAAGGAUUCUCGAUUGUUCCCAGACAAAUUCCUAUGCUUCUGCUCAUUUGGUCCCCUCUUUGUUACCAUCCCAACAGGUGAACUCUGAAGCCCUCUUUCAGCUUUGGCCACAUUCUGCAUUUACCUCGUGGUGUUUAUGAGGUUUUUUCCCCUUCACGUAAAUGGACUGUCCCUAGGGAUGGGGGCAGUGGCUGUUUGUGUCAUCCCAGUAGGGUCUUCAUAAAGGAUUGUUCAAUGAGUCAUCUUGA
This is a messenger RNA of Microcebus murinus (gray mouse lemur), 3095 nucleotides long. RefSeq names its product interleukin 18 binding protein (gene IL18BP). The record is from RefSeq and is a predicted model, not a curated record. NCBI's taxonomy places the organism in Eukaryota, Metazoa, Chordata, Mammalia, Primates, Cheirogaleidae. Gene Ontology annotation, molecular function: interleukin-18 binding. Gene Ontology annotation, biological process: T-helper 1 type immune response.